This is a messenger RNA of Phytophthora sojae, 1128 nucleotides long. RefSeq lists its product as hypothetical. Lineage: Eukaryota; Oomycota; Peronosporomycetes; Peronosporales; Peronosporaceae. The transcript has a single exon. Gene Ontology annotation, biological process: carbohydrate metabolic process. The annotation marks the transcript as partial. The record is from RefSeq and is a predicted model, not a curated record. Gene Ontology annotation, molecular function: beta-glucosidase activity.
CCGCCAGGAUUCCACGACUCGCCCACGCUGGUUUACGAGGUGGCGCACAGUGUGCUCCUGUCACACGCGUACUCCGUGCAACGGUUCAGGGAGCUCAAUCGAGUGGUGUUGUCCAGCCGAAAGCGCAUGGGUAUCGUACUCAAUGCCAAUCAGUUCCACCCUCUUCGGGAGAACAACAUUGAAGAUGCAGAAGCUGCGGAGCGCGCGAUGAACUUCGAGUUUGGCUGGUGGCUGCUGCCCCUCACCUCCGGCGACUACCCGCCCGUCAUGCGCGAGCGAGUCGGUGAGCGUUUGCCUCGCUUCACGGCCGAGCAGACCGCUCUAGUCAAGGUCUCGUACGACGUGCUGAUGUUAAACCACUAUUUCGCUCGCUCCGUUACUUCCUGCGACUCGGAGGUGUCCAACACGCCGUGCUCUUCGCUCCACGUCGGCUUCGGACAGGACAAGGGUGUCGACGACACGCACAUAGAACCAGGCUCCCGUCCAGGACUGCAGGACAGCCAAGGCAACAACUACUGCAAGUCGUACACGGCCUACCCUCCCGGGUACUUGGACACGAUCAAGUGGAUGCAUGCGAAGGACCCCUCGGCGGAGAUCUUGCUAACGGAGAACGGCUGGUGCGGCAACGAUGAAGUGGAGAACUUGGACCAGCUGUGGUUCUUCCAGUCGUACAUUGAGCAAGUCUGCAAGGCCGUGGUGGAGGAGAAGAUCCCCGUCAUCAGCUACACUGCCUGGAGCUUCCUGGACAACUACGAGUGGGGGUCGUACGGUCCUCGCUUCGGGCUCUACUACGUCAACUUUACGGCACAGACUGGAUCCGUGGAAGGUUACAGGCCCAAGCCGACGGACUUGCAGCGUAUCGCGCUUCCGUCCGCCAAGUGGUUCAGCAAGCUGGCGUCUACAGGCUGUCUGGACGAAUUGACCGAGACCGAUGCGGUUGCUGCCAUUGCCAUGCGAGCUGCGGUGAGGCAGGGGUCCCCGGUUAUUGCUGCAACGAGAACCGCUACGAGCGGACUGCUGUCGACGGGCAUGAUGAUCGUAUUCGCGGCAGUCGGCACUGCCAUGCUCGUCGCGACGUGGCGUCGUCGUCAGGGAUACGUGGCCAUCCCGCGCUUCUCCGUCAACUAA